AUGAUUGGUUCAUAUAAGGAUAAGGUUUUGUGUGAUGUGUUGGACAUGAGUGCUUGUCACUUGCUGCUGGGCAGACCUUGGCAGUAUGAUAGAAAGACUACAUAUGACGGUUUUGCUAAUACCUACACAGUGAGACAUGAGGUAAAGCUCAAAGCCUUGAUUCCUUUACCCCCACACAAGACCAUACCCCCACCCCUUGGACAAAACCUACAGCUGAUGAAUAGAAAGGCUUGUGAGAGGGAAAUAAAGAGCCAAGAGGAAGUGUAUCUGAUGUUUACUAAAGAGAUAGACCAACCUGUAGACCUACCUGGGGAGGUUAAGCCUUUACUGCAUGAGUAUGCAGAUGUGUUCCCUGUUGAGCUACCGCCUAGACUACUACGCAUUAGGGGCAUAGAACACCAAAUUGACUUGAUACCUGGAGCUGCCCUACCAAAUAGACCUGCCUAUAGGACAAACCAUGUUGAGACUAAGGAGCUUUAG
Molecule: messenger RNA, 480 nt
Organism: Amaranthus tricolor (Joseph's coat)
Lineage: Eukaryota; Viridiplantae; Streptophyta; Magnoliopsida; Caryophyllales; Amaranthaceae
Exons: 1
Coding region: 1-480 (159 amino acids)
Source: RefSeq, a predicted model, not a curated record